This is a messenger RNA of Pygoscelis adeliae (Adelie penguin), 1473 nucleotides long. RefSeq names its product Bardet-Biedl syndrome 10 (gene BBS10). Gene Ontology annotation, biological process: chaperone-mediated protein complex assembly. The transcript is spliced from 2 exons. Lineage: Eukaryota; Metazoa; Chordata; Aves; Sphenisciformes; Spheniscidae. The record is from RefSeq and is a predicted model, not a curated record. The coding region runs from base 1 to 1446 and encodes 481 amino acids.
AUGAAGCGGCACUACGUUGUUUGUGGUAUUACAGACGCAGCCUUUGUUGUCGACUCCGAGGGUCGGUAUCAGGCCUCCCUACGCUGGAUCGCAAGGAGGACGGAAGCCUUAAUGAAACACUUGCAGAGCAACAGCGUCAAGCUGUUACUGUCGAGCGUGAAGCAAGAGGAAGUAGUUAUCUACUAUGCAAAAUUAUACGGUGUGUCUGUGGUAGAGUGCUUGUCGUCGGAAGAAGUGGCCCUUAUCUGUGAAAUCACAGGAGUCUCAGCUUAUGCGCCUUUUGGUGAUAAUGUGUAUGGAGAAAUCACCGAAGCCGCAGUGGCCACCUUUUGCCAGCCCUUGCUGCUCGGCUCAAAGAGAUGUGUUCACAUUGGCUUCACCAGCGUGUGUGCCUUUCAGCCCCACUGCCUAAUUCUUUGCGGGCCGGUCGACGGUGUUAAUAAGCAACACGCUGCUGCUUUACAAGGGGCAUUUACAAUGCUGCAGCAGCUAUAUAAAAGAGUUGAUCAGAGGGAGGAACGCAAAGCAGAAGGUGAAAGCCAGAACAAAGCCGCAGAUGUUUGCAGCUGGCAUUCUUCAGCUGCUCAGAUGCAACUCGUAAUAGAAAAUAUUUCUUGUAACAGCAGUCAGGUUUCUGAACGACAACUGAAAACACACAGGGAUGAAACAGGGAGACAAACUGUAGACCCUGACUUGCGGGGAAGUGAAAAUCCAGGAUGUGUGCAAACAAGUUUGCAAAUACCCUCAAAUCCCAUCUCGUGCAUCGAAGAAUUGAACGUUGCCGCUGGAGGAGAUGGCUCUUCAAGAGACGUACAGAAACCACAUGCAAAAUGCGAGCAUCCGGGUGACGUGCACGAGAACUAUAGAAGUGAUUUACUUACGGACAGUCGAAAGAAUUACAGGGCUGCUGUGUCAGCAGCACAUAAUGCUAAUACAGUCACUGCAUGUGAACGCCUAGAUGUUGGCAAAGGUCUAAAGAAAGCAAGUUGCGCUAUAGUUCCAUUUAAACACAAAGAGAGUUGUGUAAGCAUUGCACAGAAUUAUUCCAACUCCCUCAUAGAAGCAGGAUCAGUUUUGCCAGUAGGAGGUUACUUUGAAAUCCUGUUGCAUUAUUAUAUUCAGUACUAUGCAAAACAGUUUCAGCAGUCAGAGGUAGCUGUCGUAUCUAAUGUGGUUGCUGAUGCUUUGCUAAGUAUUCCCAAGUCCUUAUACGGGACAACAGAACGAAACAGCUUUACCAAAUUCUAUCUCGAAGCCAUAAACGCACUCAGAAAAAAUCAGCCACUGCCUGUGAACGAAAAAGGCUUAGAAUCAGUGUACUGCAAAUACCAGUUAGUCAUUUCAGUUCUUCAUUGUGUUACAGAGCUUCUCUCCAUAGAUUUAAUAAUUGGUGUUAAGCGACCCCUGCAAACAAUUGAGGAUAAUGACUCAGAAGAUGACUUCUGAAAUCAUUAAUAAAGAAUGUUUUGAUUA